GUUUAAAAACAUUUUCAGUUCUUAAUCCGCGUACAUUUAAAAUUUAGGUUUAAUAAUGAAAUAUUACUAACAGACCCGGAUAUUAAGUUUACAUGCCAAGCUGUAGUUUGCUGAUGUUAGCGUUAGCCUAGCAUACAGAGGAGACUGAUGAGAGGACAGUGACUAUAGAUACAGAGUAAUAUAGAUAUAAAUAUAUAUACACACACAGAGAGAUUAUAUAAGGUUUGUAGUGAGCAUGAAUAUGCACAGAAAGCUGGUGUUCAGGCUCUAUAACGUGCACAGGUCAGUUAUUAGUCCUGUAAGUCCACCAUUAAACCCUGCAGCAUGUAUGAGGAGGAUCAGCUCAUCCACCAGACUCAACACAGUCAUGCAGGCCUGGGUUCUGGAUCAAUAUGGGGACAACAGUGUGCUCAGAUUCACCAAAAAUGCUGCCUUCCCCAUCAUACACUACCCAAACGAGGUGAUAGUCAAAGUGCACGCAGCUGGAAUCAACCCCAUUGAUGUGAACAUGAGAGGUGGUUAUGGUGCUGCCACUCUGGCCAUGAAGCGCGACCCGUUGAACUUGAACAAGUCGGGCGGGGAGUUCCCGGUGAUCCUGGGUCGUGACGUUUCGGGGGUCAUCAUGGAGUGCGGCCUGGACGUGGCAUACUUCAAACCGGGAGACGAGGUGUGGGCGGCCAUCUCUCCGUGGAAGCAGGGCGCCCUGGCGGAGUUUGUGGUGCUCAGCGCUAACGAGGUCUCACACAAGCCCAAAACCCUGAGCCACUUGGAGGCGGCGUCUGUCCCCUACGUAGCAGCUACGGCCUGGUCGGCUCUGGUCAACACCGGCGGCCUCACCAAAGACAACUGCGCCAAGAAACGUGUUCUGAUCCUGGGGGGUUCAGGAGGGGUCGGAACGUUUGCUAUACAGUUGUUGAAGGCGUGGGGCGCUCACGUGACGGUGACGUGUUCCGGCGGUGCCGAGCGCUUGGUGAGGGGUCUGGGAGCCGAUGACGUGGUGGAUUACACGGCGGGACCUGUGGAGAGAGAACUGCAGAGGCUGGAGAGGUUCGAUCUGGUUCUGGACAACAUCGGCGGGGAGACGGAGAAGUGGGCGCUGGCUCUGCUGAAGCCCUGGUCCGGUGCCAAGUACGUCACCCUGGUGACACCGUUCCUGCGCAACACCGACCAGCUCGGCCUCGCCGACGGCAUGAUGCAGACGGGCGUCACCAUAGCGACGAAGGCACUCAAGCAUUUAGCUAAAGGGGUUCAUUACCGGUGGGGAUUCUUCACCCCGAGCGGCCCUGCGCUGGACGAGAUCAGUGAAGUAGUGGACGCAGGAAAGAUCAAGGCCGUGGUGGAGGAGACCUUCUCUUUCUCUCAGGUUCCUCAGGCUUUCCAGAAAGUGGAGGGCGGCCACGCCCGAGGCAAGACUGUAGUAACCAUUGCCAAGGAGCAGGAUGAGUGACCGUAGCGACCAGCGCGGAUGGAACCCGAGACCUGCGGUCACGUUUUAUGGACACAAAUUAAAACCUUGACGGUUUAAGAUAAACGUUUAGUGCAGAACUACAGAGGAAAGAUGUCGGACUGAAACUCCAGCACCGUGUGAGCACUUUGUGUUUUUAGGGAAGAUUCUGUGGGUACAGGUUUAACAUCAAUGUGUUGAUUAAAAUAAUCACUUUAUUCAAAUAAAUAAUCUCAUGUAAAUAA
This is a messenger RNA of Trichomycterus rosablanca, 1689 nucleotides long. RefSeq names its product reticulon 4 interacting protein 1 (gene rtn4ip1). NCBI's taxonomy places the organism in Eukaryota, Metazoa, Chordata, Actinopteri, Siluriformes, Trichomycteridae. Gene Ontology annotation, molecular function: oxidoreductase activity. The coding region runs from base 236 to 1447 and encodes 403 amino acids. Gene Ontology annotation, cellular component: mitochondrion. The record is from RefSeq and is a predicted model, not a curated record. The transcript is spliced from 9 exons.